Messenger RNA from Cylindrotheca closterium, 969 nucleotides. The record is from the annotation of a GenBank genome assembly. Lineage: Eukaryota; Bacillariophyta; Bacillariophyceae; Bacillariales; Bacillariaceae.
AUGAAUGGUCAUGGCGAUUUCAAGUGGAUGGUAUCCAUUGCCGACGAGACCUUUUCCAAUAGAAAUGGAAGCAAAAGCAAAAUUGUCCAGUUGAACGACCCAUCCACCAACUCGAGCCGUCAGUACAUUCAACUUUCCAACAACAGCCAUGAUCUGGUGGAAACCCAAAGUCUGGAAUCCGACUUUUCGUCCUUUCUGGUGGGACGUCAUGUGGUGAAGGACGGAAACCUCUACGUUAUGAAUCGAGUGGAUCCCUUAUUUUGGUUCUUCUCGCAGUACUCCCAUACAGAACAAUGCAAACAAUGGCGACCAGUGGAUCAAGUGGUCGAGUGCCUGCCGGAUGUAGUUCAAAAGGCUUUGGAUACGGAUCAAAUUCCCCAUCUCUUUCAAGUGUUGAACAGCGAAGCAAUGGGCGAUACUCCCUUUUUCAAAUUUGUUCCCGAACGUGCACUGAAAUGGCUCCAACAAAAGCACCAACGCAUCUUCCAUUGUCUUGAAAUACAAGAGAAGGCAAAACGAGAACAAAGCAAAAAGAAACUUUCCAAAAGUAGCCGCGGUGGUGGUUCGGUCAGCGCCAGCUUUUACAUGCCGGAAGAUACAACAUCAUCCGCACCACAAACGGAAACGGAUCCUUCCAUCCUGAGCAAUGCCGACAUUCAAAUGCUGAAAUUGGACAGUGCCCAAAUCAUCUCCAACUACUUGCCACCCGAAUGGUCCAAGGCUUUGAUGGACCAUUUGGGACUGGCAGAAACUGAAGCCAAGGUGACGCAACAACACCAAGUCAAGAGACCAGUCGUCUCCCCCACUGCCUCUCCCGACAAGCCUGAAGAAAUAGAAAAGCCAAAGAAAAAGGUAGUCGAAGCACAAACGAUAGGCAACAAGCGUCUUGCAAAAGUUAGUACCAAGGGAAUGAAGUCACUUGCCAGUUUCUUUGGAGGACCAACGACCAAGAAGAAAAAGGUGCAAUGA